Molecule: messenger RNA, 698 nt
Organism: Habropoda laboriosa
Lineage: Eukaryota; Metazoa; Arthropoda; Insecta; Hymenoptera; Apidae
Gene: mRpS34
Exons: 2
Coding region: 1-591 (196 amino acids)
Biological process (GO): mitochondrial translation
Cellular component (GO): mitochondrion; mitochondrial small ribosomal subunit
Molecular function (GO): structural constituent of ribosome
Source: RefSeq, a predicted model, not a curated record
AUGACGAUAAAAUAUAUUGGUAAAACACACAAUUUAAUAGGAAAACCUUUAUGGGAAAUAUUGGGAAACUUAAAGCAUCAUGGUGUUGGUAGGAUGGUGAUUAGAAGUAAUGAGAAAGUAUAUUCCGAAACAUGUUACAUGAGAAUAUUGAAAGUAGUUGCAUUGCCGGAUACUUCGAAACAUUUUCACGAUCCGCGAAAUGUGAUGGUACUUGUCGAUAAAGUUUUUCGAGGUAAAAGGCAUCCUGAACCGUUUCAAAUAGAUUACACGAGUUACAAACCAGAUUAUAUCCUAAUACCUAAAGAUCAAGAAGAGAAUUAUACAAAACGUACCGAAAUACCACCGCAAAAAAUCAUGCCACGAACAACCGACUUGCCAGUUCUUCUGAAAGAAAUAUUAAUUCGCCAAGCAAAGCAAGAGAAACGGAAAAAUCCUGAUCUAAGACUGGAACUUAUAUACAAUAUGACAGGCUUCAAAAAUUAUAGGGUCGCCGAGGAGGGUGAAACUCCUACGGCGGAAAUAAGCUUAGAAUUAGAUAGAAGUGCAAAUCCUAGUUUGUACGCGAACAUUAAAGAAGAGAAUACAUCGUGAACAUGAACUGUAUAUGUGUAUCGUGUAUUUGCGGUGUAUGUUGCAUGUGUAUUGCAAUUUAACAGAAAAGAUAGAAUAUUUUUUAAAUAAAAUCUACUCUCUUUUUA